Messenger RNA from Diorhabda sublineata, 493 nucleotides. RefSeq lists its product as uncharacterized. Gene Ontology annotation, cellular component: mitochondrion. The record is from RefSeq and is a predicted model, not a curated record. The coding region runs from base 69 to 422 and encodes 117 amino acids. The transcript has 2 exons. Lineage: Eukaryota; Metazoa; Arthropoda; Insecta; Coleoptera; Chrysomelidae.
CUAACAUGUGAGAAGCAGAUCAGAUUUGUCAAGCUAAAUAGUUUUUAGGUUAACUUAUUGAAACCAAUAUGUCUUCUGGUUUCGAUUUAUCUCCUUCGGAGCGUCAAAUAGCCGAACAAAGGGCUCUUAGACGAAACGAAUUGAGACAACAAUUUUUAAAAUUGAAAUCCAAUCCUUUUAUACAAGCAAAAGGGGAAGGUGGGACAGUUUUUGAUCCUGCAUUUUUAAAAUACCAAGCUUUACAAGUAAGUGGCUUUGAAUAUUUUAAACCAUCUGGGAAAAACGCAGUUACUGGAUUAUUUUUCAUGGUGAUACCAAUGGCAGGUCUUUUUUAUGCAAUGUAUACUAGCAAAAAUGCACAAGAAGCAAGAUACAGAAGAGGUGAAGUAGCAUACAAAGAUCGCGAUUUCAAAUUUAUUUAAGCACUAAACUUUUCCUUCACUGUAGGAUUUACGUUGUAGUAAUUUUAUUUGUUAAUAUAUGCUUAAGUUUA